This is a messenger RNA of Talaromyces proteolyticus, 3168 nucleotides long. Its product is annotated as putative calcium/mangenease P-type ATPase. Gene Ontology annotation, molecular function: ATP hydrolysis activity; P-type calcium transporter activity; ATP binding. The transcript has 2 exons. Gene Ontology annotation, cellular component: Golgi membrane; endoplasmic reticulum; plasma membrane. The record is from RefSeq and is a predicted model, not a curated record. The coding region runs from base 1 to 3168 and encodes 1055 amino acids. NCBI's taxonomy places the organism in Eukaryota, Fungi, Ascomycota, Eurotiomycetes, Eurotiales, Trichocomaceae. Gene Ontology annotation, biological process: calcium ion transmembrane transport; intracellular calcium ion homeostasis; manganese ion transport.
AUGUCGCCGUCCUCGGAUUCGGCGCUGCCUCUGCACGAUGUGCAUACUCCGAGGUCUCAGUCACAGUCACCGUACCCUGCACAACAGGCGUUAAGGGCUCAAGUGUCUUCUUCAGUCACUUCCACGUAUGCGCUUCUCGAGCCUCAACAAGUCGCAGAUCGUCUCAACACAUCCUCUACACAUGGCCUCCCCCCGGCCGAGGCUGAAGUCCGGUUACAUCAAGAUGGACCUAAUGAAUUACCGUACGAAGAGCCUGAGCCCUUGUGGCUUAGGUUCCUGAAGCAGUUCAAGGAGACUUUGAUUCUGCUCCUGCUAGCUUCCGCCGGGAUAUCUUUCUUUAUGGGAAAUUUCGACGACGCUGUCAGCAUCACACUUGCAGUGACUAUUGUGGUGACAGUCGGUUUCGUUCAGGAAUAUCGCUCGGAGAAAUCUUUAGAGGCAUUAAAUCGGCUCGUUCCUCACUAUGCGCAUCUUAUCCGAGAUGUUGCCCCUGGAAGCAACGCGGAAUACGGGGCUUCAGGAACAUCAAUCGACGAGAUAGAUCAACAGAAAGUACAUGCGGAGACCCCAGCUGUUAUAUCGAAUGCUGUUAAGGCUUCCAGUACGGUCCCGGCCGCACAUUUAGUUCCUGGUGAUUUGGUUUUGUUUACCACGGGUGAUCGCAUACCCGCUGAUAUUCGAAUUACGUCGGCUGCUGACCUGUCGAUUGACGAAUCCAACUUGACCGGAGAAAACGAACCAGUUGUCAAGUUUUCCGAGGUAUUAAAGGGUCAUGCAGAUAGUUACAAGGAACAGUCGUCAGAAUCUCCAUUCUACGGAUCCCAAGCUGCAGAAGGAGCCAGAACCAACGUGCGCCUCAGUGAGCAACACAACAUUGCCUUCAUGGGAACAUUGGUGCGUUCAGGAUAUGGCCAAGGCAUCGUGAUUGCCACUGGUGCGAAUACCGAAUUUGGACGUAUUUCUACAUCACUUCAAGAGAUCGAAAGCCCGAGAACCCCGCUGCAGUUAUCAAUGGAUCGCCUAGGACAGGAACUCAGCUAUGUCUCCUUCGGCGUGAUUGGCUUGAUCGUUGUUAUUGGUCUCAUUCAGGGACGACAGCUUCUUGAAAUGUUUACUAUUGGUGUGUCUCUUGCCGUUGCAGCCAUACCCGAGGGUCUCCCGAUUAUUGUUACCGUUACGCUUGCAUUGGGAGUUUUGCGCAUGGCUAAGAGAGGCGCGAUCAUGAGGAGACUACCGAGUGUCGAGACAUUGGGCUCCGUAAAUGUCAUUUGUAGCGACAAGACCGGAACGUUGACUAUGAGCCAUAUGACGGUCACAAAAUUGUGGCACCAUGACUGCCCUAAGCCUUUUGAAGUGAAAGAUAACAAUGUACCUGCAAUGCCAAUGCCAGGACCAGCGGUGCAAAAGAUCCUCCGAAUUGGAAACAUAGCCAAUAACGCACGGCUUUCACGUGCCCAUGCCAAUUCUCCAGCAAGCGCGUCCUCUGCUGCCGUGCUCUCAUCAACCCUCGAUAGCUCAUCUGAUCAUAUCAAGAGUAGAUGGGUUGGUCAACCAACAGAUGUUGCUGUCCUUGACCUCCUCGAUGCCUUUGGUGAAGAUGAUAUCCGCGAUCAACUCAGUGCUCGUGUGGCUGAGACACCAUUUAGCUCUGAAAAGAAAUGGAUGGGGGUAAUUAUCGGAGGUUCUGCUUCAGGUGAUACUAAUAUGGCGUACGUAAAGGGCGCUUUGGAGCAGGUUCUCGCUCGAUGCGAUACAUACUUGACCAAAGACGGUCGAGAAGUAAUUCUAGACGAACUACGACGGAAAGAAGCUCGAGAAGCAGCUGAACAAAUGGCCUCGGAAGGCCUGCGUGUUAUAGCAUUUGCCAGUGGACCCAUCAGAGAACCAGGAAGACAUACUCGAAGACUGGGCAGUCGGAGCGCAACACCAUCGCCCAAAAUCGGCGAAGCAAACGAUGACGAGCAAUUCAACGGCCUUGUUUUUGCAGGACUAGUCGGCAUGAACGAUCCUCCUCGCAAGGAUGUUCGCAAGUCCAUACAGAGACUCCUUACUGGCCGUGUCAGAGUGCUCAUGAUCACAGGCGACGCCGAAACCACCGCGAUAGCUAUCGCCCGACAACUAGGUAUAAUCGUGAACGACACCCCAGAUGGACGCUCCGUCUUACGCGGAGACCAAAUCGACCAUAUGACCACUGGCGAACUAUCCGAGGCAAUCGCCCGAACAACAAUCUUCGCCCGCACGAGCCCCGAUCACAAACACAAAAUCGUACGAGCCCUCCAAGCCCGGGGAGACGUCGUAGCCAUGACUGGCGACGGGGUCAACGAUGCGCCAGCUCUUAAACGAGCCGAUAUUGGCAUCGCCAUGGGCCGACUUGGCACCGACGUAGCCAAAGAAGCUGCCGACAUGAUCCUCACUGACGACAACUUCUCCACCAUCCUCCAGGCAAUCGAGCAAGGAAAGGGCAUAUUCUACAACAUCCAAAACUUCAUCACCUUCCAACUCAGCACCAGCGUCGCCGCGCUCGGCUUGGUCCUACUCAGCACAAUCAUGGGCCUCCACAACCCGCUCAACGCCAUGCAAAUCCUCUGGAUCAACAUUAUCAUGGACGGACCACCCGCCCAAUCCCUCGGCGUCGAACCCGUCGACCCAGCCGUCAUGAACAGCCCUCCACGGCCCAAACACGCACGCGUGCUCACAAAGCCCCUCAUCCAACGCGUCCUCACCCAAGCCGGCGUGAUCAUGCUCGGCACCCUGAUCAUCUACAUUCACGAGAUGAGCGACGUUGACGACACGCUCAACCCCGGCCACAUGUCGCGCGUCGUCACCAAUCACGACACAACCAUGACCUUCACCUGCUUCGUGCUCUUCGACAUGUUCAACGCGCUGACGUGCCGCAGCGAAUCCAAGUCCAUCCUACGCGGCGAGAUCAGCGUCCUCGGAAAUAAAAUGUUCAACUACGCCGUCUUCGGCUCGCUGAUCGGCCAGCUCGGUGUCAUAUACCUGCCCGUCCUGCAAUCAAUCUUUCAAACCGAAGCCCUCAAGUUCACGGAUCUGGUUAAGUUGAUUGUGCUGGCUAGCUCGGUGUUUUGGGUCGAUGAGGGGAGGAAGUAUUAUAAGAUGUUGAAGCGGCGGCAGAGUCCAGGGCCGAUGUACAGCCAUAAUGUGUGA